UCCAGCCGGACGGCAUUGGCAGGAGUACCAGGUUAGAGCAAGUAGUGAAAACAUUGCACAAAGUAGCAUUGCUGCGCGUCGAGCGUUUUUUUUUCCCCCACCACAUUGUAAAUAUGUGUUGGCAUGUUUAGCCUAAUAUUACAGCAGGGUAAUUCAUGUUUAGCUUGGUCGUUAGCUCCUCUUAUUAGUCCCGUGUGCAGCAUCGACCUUUUCACCACUGCUACAGUAAGCACAUGUCCAGCUGUGGUUGCAAAUAGGUCUACAGGUGAGUCACUCUUGCUUGUAGUUUAAUCAUGAAGGGGUUUUUGAGGAAGGUGCACAGCAUCUUUCUGAAGGUCGCCCUUCUUCCAAGCACAUUUGCCAGGAAAGGUCCACGGCCUGCAGCCUCAGAGGUGUUGACCUGCCACCUCCAGCAGAGAAAACUCCCUCCGUGGACUUCCUUCUGUGUCCGCUACAGCUCCGUCCACAAUGACCAGUUUGGACUGUCUCAUUUUAACUGGAGGGUUGAAGGCUCCAACUACCACAUACUGAGAACAGGCUGCUUCCCCUUUAUUAAAUACCACUGCUCCAAAGCACCUCCACAGAAGCUGGACUUUGAAGACACGUUUUUCACUGUGUUGAAAGUAAUUAAUCUGGGUAUCCCUUGUUUGGCUUAUGGCAUUGGUUGCUGGAUGGUGGUGGGCGCUGCGGAAACGGUGCAGACAAGUGUUGGACCGGUCACAGUCUAUUUUGCCUACAAAGAAGAAGACGGUGCACAGUACUGAGAACACUUGACAGUGGUUGCAUAAAUUAAUAUAUACAGUCUAUGACUAGACCAUGAAGAAAUCACCGUUUGAUUGUGUUUAAAAGAAGCUCACAUCGACUACGCUGCUGUAUUUGGAACCGUUCCCAAGGUGAUGCUGCGGUGUACCUCUUGACAAACGUGUCAUUAGUGCUUCCAUUGUCUGAACAGGUUCAUUUUGUGUUUAAUUAUUAAAGAUUUGAAAGUUUCAGGAAGAAGUCAGCUAUGCGUGUUGUAACAUUGACAUACAAUGCCGACAGUGUUUAUUUGGAAAGUUUACGUUCCAUUAAAGUUUAAUGUUAAGUUUAGGAUUUCUCUGAGAAUAGACUUGAGACUUUUCCAGGAUGUUUUCACAGUGGAGUCUGUGAAUGUCGUAUCAGCCAUUUGUCUUCACAAUAAAUCUGUUUUAAGAAUUUUGAAAAAAAAUAUAAUAGUGUAUGAAAUUGUGAUCAAAAUAUGUUUAGGAUAUUUUUCAAUAUGGAAAAACAUUGUA
Labrus bergylta (ballan wrasse) is the source of this 1274-nucleotide messenger RNA. It is a transcript of the gene c7h15orf61, whose product is annotated as chromosome 7 C15orf61 homolog. The record is from RefSeq and is a predicted model, not a curated record. NCBI's taxonomy places the organism in Eukaryota, Metazoa, Chordata, Actinopteri, Labriformes, Labridae.